Messenger RNA from Sungouiella intermedia, 291 nucleotides. The record is from the annotation of a GenBank genome assembly. NCBI's taxonomy places the organism in Eukaryota, Fungi, Ascomycota, Pichiomycetes, Serinales, Metschnikowiaceae.
AUGUUUGCACAAGCUCGCACCAGCAUACUCAGAGGAGUCAGGCUAUUAUCGGCUCCUCCCAUGGAGCAGUACGAACAGAAGAUCUACGACAUUCUCAAGCUGCACUUCAGUCCCUCCAAUUUGGCCGUGAAAGAUGUCUCUGGAGGAUGUGGAUCCAUGUUCGCUAUUACUGUUGAGAGUCCGCAGUUCAAGGGUAUUCCGAUGAUCAAGCAGCAUCGCUUGGUGAAUGAAGUGUUGAAGGACGAGAUUGCCAAGUGGCACGGGCUCCAGUUGAAGACGAAGGCCGGCUGA